GUUUAGCCAAGCGCCGAAAGUUUGGCCAUUUCGUUGAAGAAUGAGUCCCCUCCCGCCCCUUCUCUCCCUCACUCCCUCUCUCUCGAUCUUGAUUAAGAUUUUGUAGGGAAAACAAAGCAGAGGAGAGAGCGAGAGAGACAGAGGAAGAACAGGGGAGGAAGGGAGGUGGGGAGAGAGAUUGGAGAGCGAGAGUGAGAGAGAGGAUCGGAAGAGAAGAGCAGAAGGGGAUGGACGCCGCCAGGGCUUCCACCUCGGACGCCGCCUCCUCUUCUCCCACCUUCUCCUUCUAUUCCGCCUUCCACAAUUAUCCUCUUGUCUCGGCUGUCGUCGCCUUCGCUGUCGCUCAGUCCGCCAAGCUCCUUACCACCUGGUACAAGGAAAAUCGAUGGGAUGCUAAGCAACUCGUUGGAUCCGGUGGGAUGCCAUCUUCCCAUUCAGCCACAGUCACCGCACUUGCUGCCGCUAUUGGUUUCCAAGAGGGCUUUGGUGCUUCUACAUUUGCAACUGCCAUGAUAUUAGCGGGUGUUGUGAUGUACGAUGCUUUGGGUGUUAGAUUACAUGCUGGAAGGCAGGCAGAGGUGCUGAAUCAAAUUGUAUAUGAACUUCCAGCUGAACAUCCUCUUGCUGACACCAGACCAUUGCGGGAACUUCUAGGCCAUACCCCUCCUCAGGUUUUUGCUGGUGCGGUGUUGGGGGUUUUUAUAGCUAUUACGGGGCACUUGAUCAACAAAGCUGGGAGUCAAGUUUGACACAGGAGAACAACUCUUGGCCACCAACUAGGGCCGCUAAUCACUUACGGUGAAGGAAAUAUAUUCCAAACCUGCAAUUAGAGUUAGUUGCUGAAAUUUGUGGAUCGAACUCAUACAAAGUUGCUUGAUGGUGGGCAUAACUCCGCAUGGUUAUGAUUGCUUAUGCUCAGAAUACGUGCCGUUGAUACUGCAAUUCUUUUUGUGAGUGCAUGCAUCUUCAAUGACCGAUGUUGCCUCAUCUCAUGCGAAAGGAUCUUUAAUCGUUUGAAUGGUUGUAGCAUUCAUAUCUUACAUCGUUGCUCCAUACAGAGCUUGUUCUUCAGAGGCCAUUUAUAUUCUAUUUUGGCAGCCCUGAAAUCUGAAAGGUGCAUUAUUGUAGUUUAGCAAAGUCACCGGUGGUUUGUCAAUUGUUUUGCCUCUUCGUACUGCUUAAAAAUUAACAAUCUGAACAAUCUUAGGAUCUGGAUACGCUUAA
Molecule: messenger RNA, 1224 nt
Organism: Phoenix dactylifera (date palm)
Lineage: Eukaryota; Viridiplantae; Streptophyta; Magnoliopsida; Arecales; Arecaceae
Product: Acid phosphatase/vanadium-dependent haloperoxidase-related protein
Source: RefSeq, a predicted model, not a curated record